CCAAAAACACGUGAAACCCCCCGGUGGGUGUUUAUUUCAUCCAUUAUUCUCCAAUAGCAACAGUUGCUAUGGUUGUUGAAAAAAGUAGUUAUAACUCACGAUAUAUACCUACCCGUUUGUUUUCAAGAAGGUGUCGCCAUUUCCAGUUGAAAAAUGGACGAAAACGAGCACAAAAAUCUAGUGGACAGUUUCUGCAGCAACGUUCAAAGCCCCGAAAGAAUGGUACGCCAACGGGCCCUAAAAGAGUUUCUGGAUUUCGCUCGUCAGAAGCUCACUGCAGCACAGGCGCCAGAAAUCUUCGACAGCACGUAUUUACACAUUCUACGAUGCUACGCUGAUCGGUUCGAAAUGAUUCGAAAUUUGGCCAUCACCCUGAUAGGACAGCUGUUGGAUAAACUACCCGCGAACGAUUUCUAUUUAGGCUAUAUCGUCCCAGUUAUUACUCGCCGGAUUGGCCAAUCGGAAAUAAACGAGGAAAGUGAAGAAAUCCGUCUACAACUAGUGGAACAGCUGAAUAGUAUCGUUCGGAAGUACGCCGAUCCGAAAGGAUCUCGAGGAGAUCCACUGCUAAAGUCUUACGAUAAUAUAAUUGAUAUUCUGGUGAAGACAUUAAAAGAUCCUUACCCGGCAGUGCAGAAACAAAGCUGUGAAUUGGUAAAGUUGUUGGCGGAGUCCACACCAAGUAUGCACUACCGUGCCGAAGCUUUAGUGAGUCCUGCUACAUCCAUAUUGAAGCAUCGCCAUUCGGCCAACAGAAUUGCUGCAAUCGAAGCGCUGGGCAUGUUGUCACUUCAUAUUAGCUCGAACUCGGAUUGCGUGAUGAAAAUAAUUGUCGAUAUUUCACCUCUUCUUAUGGACAGCGUACCCUUUGUUCGGAUGACCUGCGGCAGGGUUGGAUGCAUGAUGCUGUUAAAACUGAGAGAUCGAUAUUCUUUGUUUCCCCGGAUACUACCGCUGGUUUUGAAUUGCCUGACCGAUGAGACACCCGUGGUUAACGAGGACAUCCUUCCGCGGUGGAAAGAAGCCGGUGAGCUGUACUACACAGAAAAUGAGACGGAGCUUUCGAAAUUGAAACUGAUUGACAAAACUCCAGCAAACUACCCGGAAGAAUACGAAAGACCUACGCUCCCCUGCAGGGCAAUAGUUCAACGCAGUCUAAGAAUAGUCAAUUUAAUUCUUCACGAAAUGGAAGAGUGGACAGAGGGUAUCAGGUUACAUUCUACCAAACUUCUAAAGUUGGUAAUUCUCCACUCCGAGAAGGCCUUCUCGACACAUUUUCUGGAAGUGAAUCCUGUUCUUUGCAAAACCUGCAUGGACGCUGAUAUGCAGGUGGUGAAUGAAGCUUUAAAAGCAGCUCGACUGUGUGGUAUUUUAUUAGAAUACAAUACUUGGAGUAAACAUGCACUAGUCGAAUUCAAAAAAUUCCCAACCUUGGGGCAUUUAAGAUGUCUUAAGACUAUGUAUCAAUCUGCUGGCUUAGAUAAGUUCAAAGACUUGGUGAAAAUCGCGUCUCUUCUAACGGACACCGAAGUUUGUCACAAUCUGAAGCAGAACUACCAGUUGGAACUGCUAGAGUUUUGUAAUGUACUUGUCACCGAUUAUCACCGAGUGUUUAGCGCAAACGAAAUCGACGGUCUCGGAAAUGAAACCGAUAAGCUCAAGGUGGAAAAAAUGCUCUAUACAAUAGUACUGAAAGUAGCAGCUUUCUGCUACGAAGAUGUCGGUCCAGUUCGAGACCGAGCUCUAGAAGUUCUGUUCAAGCUUGAUUCCGAAAUUGCACAUAUUCACGAGCGUCAUCUGGCAGACGUUUGUGGUUCUUUGGAGAAUUUGGAAUCAUCCAAUUCGGAUUCAGCGGACAGCAUCGUGCUACUGGCGGGGUUGGUGUUUAUGUGUGGUUUUAGGAAGUCCUAUCACGAAAUACUCAAGACGGUACUCGAAACUGCACUGAAGCACGCGAUUCCUCAGGGAAAAAUCAAACUUUUCAGUUCGAUAUCUAUCGCAUUGCUCCAGUGGAGGGAAACAAUGUUGAUUCCGGCAGCGGAGCAGAUUAUGCUAUUACGAGAUUUUAUCGAAGAUAUAAUUGCCCCGAACAUGGUAUGGGCUGCAGGUAGAAGUGCUGAGUCAGUUCGCUCGAUGGCUACAGCUUGCUUCUGUUCGAUGUCACAGGGAGUUGAAAAUGCUGUUUUUAUAACCUUACUUCCUGAGCGACUCAAGCUCCUGGUCGGUUUAAUCGAAGACAAUAGUAUCGCGACACGGGCCUACGCGCUUAGGACCCUGCUGGCGAUGGGUCCGCUAGAUUUCGAAAGCCUGAAAUUAAUUGCAUUCCCUAUCGUCACUCGUUUGGACGAUCCGAGCAUGGAGGUUCGCGAAGUGGCGGCCAGAUGUUUGGGUUGCUUACAACUGGAGGCGGAUGGCACUAGCGAAACUGAACACACGCACUGGGAGGAAACGCUCAAACCAAUUCUAACGAUCAUGUUUCUGCACUUGGAAAAUCCGGAACUGAAACUGCGGAAGGUGAUUAUAGAUUCCAUCGCACGUCUGGUCGUUCAUCAUCGCGCGCUAAUCAAAGGCCUGGUUAAUGAAGUUGCUCCGGGAUGCCCAUACAAGAUGGAUCUGGAUGAAAUCCUUGCUCGUUCAUAAACACUGCGCUGUCUGUCUCUCUCCCUCUAUAUUGCCUCAAAUAGCAGAGCAUCAUCUCCAUCAUCCUCAUCAUCAACAGCAGCAUCACCGUGUACCGGUCGAAUACAAAGUGGCGACCAACAACCAUCAGGAUAAUUGAUUCAAAUCGUGUUCGAGUCGUUCGUAAUCUUCAGCAUUGCCACUGUUUCGUUGGAGCUAGGUGUAAAGGGAUUCCAGAGCUUUUUUGUCGCGUUCUGUUCUUUUUGCGCGUUCUGUUCUAUUGAUUAUGAAGCCGGCGCAUCAAAGAUUCGAAUUGGUGCGUGGCAUGGGAAAUUGGUCUGCGUUUUGUAGAGAUUUCCAAAGGAUUUUUUCACAGUUAGCUUUUUACUGCUCAUCAGAGGCAUAGCGGCCGAAAUCGAGUUGCAAUUGAUGCUACGCCACAUCCUUUUACUCGUAAUUGCAAUUAUGAAUUUUCUUUCUUCUAUCUAUCGUGCUAGGGAAUCGAAACGCGGAAGUUAUCCAUUCAAUCCUGUCCCAGUCGCAUCUGAUGAAUUCCGAUCCCAUUUUCGUUCUGAGCACAUUCUAGCUGUGUCAGUAAUGCAUCAAUAAAUAAAAUUUAUUAUUGGUUCAUCUUCAAUUUAUCCAUCUGAGUGGGUUUUUUUUCGCGUUCUUCACGCUAUCGAUUCUAUUUACCCUUGAUCAAUCAAUUUUUUCUUAUGGAUUGUGAAAGCUCGAUUAAAUACUUUAUCCCUAUUUCGGUGAUGUCGCAUAAUUUUAUACUCUUUGUGUGUUAUUUUUUAUCUUUUCACACAAUGUCCUGUUCAUUGAAGGAAAAAGCCAAAAAGCUUUUAGCAAUUUUUUGCCCCCAGAUCGUUCCUUUGUGAUGUGAUGAAAUUGUGUUUUGUGGGGCAGGCAAUGCGCGAAAGAAUAGAAGUGAUUUUUGCAUCUGGUAUUUACUGUCACUUUGCACCUUGUUUCUCCUUACCAAUGGGAAAUGUUGUAUGUAAUUUAGUUAUCUAUGAUGCUUUGUGCGUUUUAACCUAAUGGAACGACGUUCGUGCCGACGAAGGCCAAAGUUGGCGUGGAAAUCGACUGCGAUUGGCGGUGGCGACGGCUGCGAGGAUAGUUUAGACGUACCGGAUUGAUGUGAGAAGUAUUUGAACCUACUGCUUUGUAAUAAAACUGAACUGAAUUGAA
Topomyia yanbarensis is the source of this 3816-nucleotide messenger RNA. RefSeq names its product dynein axonemal assembly factor 5-like. Gene Ontology annotation, biological process: inner dynein arm assembly; outer dynein arm assembly; cilium movement. The transcript has 6 exons. The coding region runs from base 154 to 2640 and encodes 828 amino acids. Lineage: Eukaryota; Metazoa; Arthropoda; Insecta; Diptera; Culicidae. Gene Ontology annotation, cellular component: cytoplasm. Gene Ontology annotation, molecular function: dynein intermediate chain binding. The record is from RefSeq and is a predicted model, not a curated record.